AUGGUUUACGGAAACACCAAUGGAGUCCAAGAUGAAGACCAUGAAGACACAUCUCAUACAUGGGAGACUACAGCUCUAAGAGUUGUAAGAGAUAGAAAAGUUAUAAACGCAACUGCAGGAAAUUUAAGAGGCGUUGUCAUCAGGCUUACUUGGGUUUAUGGAAAAAGUUGUGUUGAUCAAUGGAUAAGAGCUUGUAAGUCCCACAAUAAAAUUGUUGCUCUUAAAGGAAAUAAUCAUAUUGGUUUUAUACAUCAUGAAGAUUUAGCCGAUAUGUAUAGAAUCCUUAUAGAAAUCGGGCUUUUGGGGUAUUUAAUGGGACUGAGCCAGAAGCUGUACCUAUUGAAACUGUAA
Blepharisma stoltei is the source of this 351-nucleotide messenger RNA. NCBI's taxonomy places the organism in Eukaryota, Ciliophora, Heterotrichea, Heterotrichida, Blepharismidae. The record is from the annotation of a GenBank genome assembly.